This is a messenger RNA of Aspergillus pseudonomiae, 1062 nucleotides long. Its product is annotated as D-aminoacyl-tRNA deacylase. Gene Ontology annotation, biological process: tRNA metabolic process. Gene Ontology annotation, cellular component: cytoplasm. The coding region runs from base 397 to 858 and encodes 153 amino acids. The record is from RefSeq and is a predicted model, not a curated record. Gene Ontology annotation, molecular function: D-tyrosyl-tRNA(Tyr) deacylase activity. NCBI's taxonomy places the organism in Eukaryota, Fungi, Ascomycota, Eurotiomycetes, Eurotiales, Aspergillaceae. The transcript is spliced from 5 exons.
AUAGACAAUCUCCUGAUAUGUGGUAUGGAUCAAGCGCCUGUCGAAGAGCUCAGUUGGCGCCAAGACUUGACGGGCGGCGUAAUUCAGUAUUGAAAUCGGUUUGUAGAUACCUUAGGUGUGUGCCUUAGGUUAUUCAGUGCGGUGCGGAAACCACUUAACUUUCCUCCGAUCAUCUGUUGUUCGUUACUCCUCUUUCUUGGCCGAUAGUUCUGCCUCGAGUUUCUAUAAGAAUCCCCAGAUUCUUUGCUUCACCUCGCAUAUGCGACUUAACGGUCUUCUACUCGCCAACCUUGAACCCCCUUGUGUUGUGAAUCUACACGACUGUUCGCAUUUCUUAUAACCCUCUUUACCCCACUUGCCACAAAUAUAUACGCCUAUUGGUCAGAUAAUCUCACUAUGAAAGCGGUUAUACAGCGAGUUAAAUCAGCGUCGGUUACGGUCGAUGGCCAGCUAGUCUCUAAGAUUGGUAGAGGUCUGCUCGUACUGGCAGGUGUUGGCAAGGAAGACACAGAGAAGGAUGCAGAUACGUUAAUACAACGGAUACUGAAAGCCAAGCUGUUCCCAAGCGAGGAAGAUAAGCAGUGGAAGCGAAAUGUCUCGGAUAUUGAAGGAGAGGUUCUUUGCGUAUCGCAAUUUACACUCUAUGGCCAAUUGAAAAAGGGCAAGCAACCAGACUUCCACGACGCCGCUGACGCAGAGACUGCCCGUAAACUGUACGACUACUUCUUCCGACGACUGGGGGAAGCCUACAAGCCCGAACGGGUAAAGAACGGUAUCUUCCAAGCGAUGAUGGAGGUCGAAUUGAAGAACGACGGGCCGGUGGGUGUAGAUUACCGCAGUGAAGAUGCAGCGGUAUAGCCAUUGCUCGUUCUUAUGCUGCCCCUUGACAUUUCUAUGAAUGGGUUACUGACGGGUAUGGAAAUCAAUAGGUUACGAUCGAGAUCAACACACAGUUGCCGAAGAAGGAGAAAUCGGAGAAGGAAGAGCCGUCGCAACCGGUUCAGAGAAAUAUUGAAAUUAAAUUGCCUCCUGAGUUGUUGGAAUAAUGGUGGUUAUAUUCCC